This is a messenger RNA of Strigops habroptila (Kakapo), 3285 nucleotides long. RefSeq names its product gonadotropin-releasing hormone II receptor-like. Gene Ontology annotation, molecular function: gonadotropin-releasing hormone receptor activity; peptide binding. Gene Ontology annotation, biological process: G protein-coupled receptor signaling pathway. The coding region runs from base 1011 to 2129 and encodes 372 amino acids. Gene Ontology annotation, cellular component: membrane. Lineage: Eukaryota; Metazoa; Chordata; Aves; Psittaciformes; Psittacidae. The record is from RefSeq and is a predicted model, not a curated record. The transcript is spliced from 7 exons.
UCUGGCUCCCCAUGACCCAGCGCUGGGCUGCAGCUCCAGGGAUGUACUGGGGCAGCAUCCCAAAAGGAAGGGAUUUCGGGAAGAGCCAAGCUGGGGUGUAUGGAAACAAGCCCUGUCUGCCAGCACUGUUUCCUAAUCCUGGGGACCAAAACCCUCUGAUCGUUAAACCAGUGUUCAGAGCUUCAGCUGAAGGCUGCUGAGCAGACACCAUCCAAGCUGACCUUUGAGGAGAUGAGGGGAAAAAAGAAACAAGGGAAAACACAAGGGGGUUACUGUGCAAACACCGGAGGAAAAUAGUCAUUUUAAUGAGGAACCCCACCCUUAAAUAAGACUUAUUGCUAAUGCAUGCCCAGGACAUUUCUGCAUGAUGCCAUGUUAAAAACAUCCUCUCUGAACAGGGACCAAAGGCUUUGUUGUGGCAUGAGUGAGGCUUACAGUCCCCCAGAAAAAUCCUGUCCCUCUCUUACAUCAUACAGUCGGGGAUGGAGAGGACAUUUCUAGACAAAAAGGCAGCCAGCCAGGAAGGAGGACAAACAGGGAAUACAUUCCUGACUCACUAUUCAAUUGCUUUCGUGCAGGUGCAAAGAGCUAAAUGAAAGGGAAAAAAAGGAUGAGCAUGUGGGGCCAAUGUAAUCUCAGCUUUAAGCAGGGGCCUAACGCCAGGAGGAGGUGGCUGCUGGAACAAGCAGGCUUCCACACGACUUCUUCACGGGUUUUGUGCCUUUUCUCCCCCCACGAACUAGGCUUUCCUGUGGUGCUGGGGGGUGAUGCUCCUGCCAGGGGAUGUUUGCAUCGGCGUUGCCAUCUGCAGAUGCCUGCGUUUGCCUGUGCUAAAAACAGCAUCGCUCCUGACUCGCAAGGGGAGAUCUUGCUGCUUUAAGGAGUUUGUUGCAGGGAUGUGAUGCAAAGACGCGCUGGAGCAUCCUGACUCGGCACCGCAGUGGUGGGAGACCCGUGGGGAAAGACAAGGAGCAUUUUCUCUUGGCGUCAGGGCAUGCGUAUGCCAGGGGAUGAGUGACGAGCAGCUCCUCACAUCUCCUGAUGCCCCCACCAAGGAGGAGGAUGCCAACGUCUCGGCCUCCAUCUGCCCUGAACGCUGGGUCGAGCCCCGGUUCACACAAGCGGCAAGGGUGCGGGUGAUCAUCACGGUCAUCUUCUUCCUGCUGGCAGCAGGCAGCAACGCGGCGGUGCUGGGCAGCCUGCUGAGGAAGAGGAGGAAAUCCCACGUGCGGCCACUGAUCCUCAGCCUGGCGCUGGCCGACCUGCUGGUGACGGUGACGGUGAUGCCCCUGGAUGCGGCGUGGAACGUGACGGUGCAGUGGUACGGAGGGGACAUCUCCUGCAAGCUCCUCAACUUCCUCAAGCUCUUUGCCAUGUAUGCGGCCGCCCUGGUGCUGGUGGUCAUCAGCCUGGACCGGCACGCGGCCAUCCUCCAUCCCUUCUCCCGCGCUCGCCGCCGCAAUGGGCUGCUGCUCCGUGCUGCCUGGGCUGGCAGCUUGCUCCUGGCUUCACCCCAGCUUUUCCUCUUCCACCUGGACACAGCCCCAGGAGGGAACUUCACUCAGUGUGUUACUCAUGGGAGCUUCCGAACGCACUGGGAGGAAACCGUGUAUAACAUGUUCACCUUCACCACCCUCUACAUCACCCCCCUGAGCGUUAUGAUUGUUUGCUACACCCGGAUCAUUUGGGAGAUCAGCAAGCAGCUAAAGAUCAAUAAAGGUUUGAUAAGAAAUCAAAGUGACCACAUCUCCAAGGCACGCAUGAAGACUCUGAAGAUGACCAUAGUGAUUGUUGCCACCUUCAUCAUCUGCUGGACCCCAUAUUACCUCCUGGGCUUGUGGUACUGGUUCCAGCCAGCCAUGAUCCAGAAGAUGCCGGAGUAUAUCAACCACAGCUUCUUUCUCUUUGGCUUGCUGCACACCUGCACCGACCCUAUCAUCUAUGGACUGUACACCCCGUCCUUUCGGGAGGAUGUGCAGUUGUGUCUCAGGGGCAUUGAGACAGCCAUUACCAGGCACGAGAGACACAAACCCAUCUCAGCCUCAGAGAAGAACACCAAGGAUGGUGCUGUAAAUGGUGGGGUGGCAUCAGGGUGCUCCAAUGGGACAACUGUCAACACGGCCUGCUGAAGACACAUACCCACGAGGAGAUGGGAUGCACAGCUUUGGGGACUACUUUGUCCCAUAGGAUCAUUCUGGAGACUUAUAUAGAGGUUUGCCACCCAAAUUUGGUGGGUGAGGGUCCGUGGCCAGAAACUGGGAAUGUGUCUCCUACCUGUACUCAGGGUGAAAAACAUUUGGGGGUAGUUAUGGUCAUUCUUCCAUAUUCUGGCAGCCCUGUGACAACUAGAAAACCAUCUUUUUUGUACCCUACACAUGCUCUGGCCCUGAUUCUGGGAUCAAGCAUCUGCAGCAUCAACCCCUGGGAGGAGCCCAGCACUAAAUGGUGUCACCCUGAGAGGCUACAGAGGUGCAAUCACAGGCUUUUACUCUGUUUCCUCCACCCACUGCAGGAAAAGCUCUCUGGAAAUCUCGGAUCUCCUGGCUCAGAGCCUGCCUGGUUCUCCCACAACUGUGUGUCAAGCCCUGGGAAGGAUCUAAAUCUUUGGGGAGUGACUAAUGCCGGGGCAUUAGUCCCCCUGGACAUGGUGGGAAGAGAGGAGGUGCUGUGGGGAUGGAGGAAGUCAAGCAAGAGGGGUAUGAAGAACCAUGGUGGGAUCAGAUGGGAUGAGAUGGAGUUUCUUCUCCCUUUUGGAGGCAGACAGAAGGGCAAACAGCCCCUACCGCCUUGCUCUGGCAUGCAGAGGGUCAUGCAGACACAUCCUUACACAGCAGCUCUCUGGGACACAUCAUUGACCAGAUUAUGUGGGGUAACCAGAGAGCAAGAACUAGACUCAACGCUGCCCAGCCCCUCUUGGCUGCUCCUGUCCCAGGGCAUGAGCUGGCAGCUCACAGACCAUGUGUGGGCUGUCCCCAUAUUUGCUUUGCCCUAAAGGCUUGUCCCAGCUCCAGCACCUGCAGGUGAUGCCUGGGAUGUGUGAACGAGGAAGAUGAUGGGGUGGAGGGACCACCUCACCCAUUCUGGGUGCUGAUGGUCUUCGGCUGCACCAGGAGGUCAAGGGAGGCUGCUGGAGGGAUCAGCGGGUCUGUGAUGUAAAGAUAUUGCAAGUUUAAACGAUGGAAACAUGAUCAAGGUUAAAGGCCGGACAUACUCCAGGUGGUGUUCUCCCAAGGUUUUAGUUGGCACAGCUUUGCCUCCGGCCUGGCUCAGGCAUUGAUGAAUGGC